Molecule: messenger RNA, 895 nt
Organism: Daktulosphaira vitifoliae (grape phylloxera)
Lineage: Eukaryota; Metazoa; Arthropoda; Insecta; Hemiptera; Phylloxeridae
Exons: 2
Coding region: 21-440 (139 amino acids)
Source: RefSeq, a predicted model, not a curated record
CGUUAGAAACCCGAAAUAAAAUGGCAAAAAUUAUUUUAAAUAAUUUAUCUACUUACCCAUCAGAUCAAAGCGAUUUUGGUCCAAAAAAAUAUUUUUUAAAAAUAGAUAAUGUGGAGACGUUUCUGAAACAAGAGUUUUUUACAGAUAUGCUUGAACAAAGUUCGGGAUAUUUUUUUAUAAGAUUUAAUAUCGAUACAGAAUUUUUGAAAUUAGACUCCUCGAAUUGGGAAGGUGAUAAGUAUUACCAAGAAGCGAAAAAAAUAGUUAAAUCAAUCCGUGUUGUAAAUGACACUGCUGAAAGGGGUGUGAAAUUGAUGGAGGAGUUCAAUGAUAAACUAACGAAAAAUGAAGCACAAAAACAAUUUAUACUUCAAGUCGUUCAGAAAUAUCGAAAAGUUUUUCCAGAUCACAAAAAAAAAUCGAUGACAGCAACAUUCUAAUUUAAAUGUCAAUUAUGUAAAGAAAUACUAGUACUUUCAUUGACACCUUAGUAUGCUUAUUUAUAAAAUGCAUUUUUUUAAACUUAUAUUAUAGAGUAUAUUUUAUAAUCUUUUUAUGAUUUAUUUUGUAUAUAUUAUAAUCAGUUGUCCCUGUAAACGUAAAUACUUUUAUAAUUGUUUGAUGUACCGAACUAUUCAAAUAUUUUUUUGUUUUCGUCCUGGCGAGGAAAAAAAUCAACCUACGAGAAUUUGUAAAGAUACAAUUUAUAUAGAAAAUAUUAAGGUCUAUAAUUUUUAUUCUAUACAAUUUUUCGUUUUGAGCUUUUGUUGUUGAGAUAUUAGCCAAAAACUAAAAAACCACCCUAUUCAGUGGAUUUUCAACCCUCAUUCGGCACCCGAAGGGGGAAAGUAAAUCUUACGAAACUCAACAAAAAUCAUUAUUAUCUAAAAAUAAA